Molecule: messenger RNA, 801 nt
Organism: Helianthus annuus (common sunflower)
Lineage: Eukaryota; Viridiplantae; Streptophyta; Magnoliopsida; Asterales; Asteraceae
Product: extensin-like
Exons: 1
Coding region: 1-801 (266 amino acids)
Source: RefSeq, a predicted model, not a curated record
AUGGCAAGCGAUCAGAACAUAGCAGCGACACCAAGUCAGGCGAUGUUAACUAGCAAUCCGUUGGAAGAAACAAGUCCCGCUGCUUCCAUGCCAGUUUCACCGAUUGUUACCAGGUCACUCGACUUGGAGUUUGAGGUAGAAGGACCCCCACCAGGUUUUGCCAGUACCAUCGCUGCCUCUUCUGGGACAAUAGCAGCAGAUUUAUUUUCAUACACUCCUUUACAGCUCCAGUCAGUCGGACCAAUCACAACAGGCGUAAACGUUUUCGCCUCAGCCGCAACCUCCAAUGCACAGACUGUACGUCACAGCACUGCGCCGGUUAUCACAUCUGCUAGCCCCAGCACCGUCAUAUCACAGGGUGGCACACCCCACUACUAUCAACCUUCAGUUACUUACGCCAUGCCACCUCUAUAUUCAGCAGCGCUUACAGCGGCGUUAUCCACGCCGCCCCAUCAACCUGUGGUCAUGCCCGCGGGAAUGAUGAACGCCCUAGUGACCCCAGGAAAUCAGGCUUAUUUUCCCGGAUAUUACUUCGCUCCCCCAUACGGGUACUUGCCCCAAUACAAUACGCCAAUGUAUACUCCCCAGGGAGGACCACAAGGUUAUACUCAACAAUCGCCAUACGUGGCGUAUAUGCCGCCUUGUUGGACUCUUCCAGCAUCCCAACCAGUCUACAGUCAAAUUCCUCCCUCGGCGGAACCCAUAUAUGAUAGGGGAAAUACAUCUAGACCUCGUUUCUCCCCAGAAAGAGGCCCAAGCUCAACAGUGAACGUUACUCCAAUCCCACUCACUGUCACCUAG